Suillus discolor is the source of this 2405-nucleotide messenger RNA. RefSeq lists its product as uncharacterized. NCBI's taxonomy places the organism in Eukaryota, Fungi, Basidiomycota, Agaricomycetes, Boletales, Suillaceae. The transcript has 6 exons. Bases 90 to 2150 code for a protein of 686 amino acids. Gene Ontology annotation, molecular function: long-chain fatty acid-CoA ligase activity. Gene Ontology annotation, biological process: long-chain fatty-acyl-CoA metabolic process; long-chain fatty acid metabolic process. The record is from RefSeq and is a predicted model, not a curated record. Gene Ontology annotation, cellular component: plasma membrane; endoplasmic reticulum; lipid droplet.
CGAUUGAUCUAUCACGUGAUUAAUGCGUGCUUUUAUUGCGGAGUACUGACUUGGGGGGCGUCACUUUGUACUGAAGGAAGCGAUCCAUCAUGACCUCCAAACGCAAUUUCUUUGGUAAAGGCUCUGUCGUGGUUGCUACCGACGAUGGCAGCCCAAUUCGACGCCUGGCAAUCACUGCUGACAAUCUCGUGACUCAACCAUUCGAGGGCAUCGACAUCAUUCCAGAUGUCAUCGACUACGCCGCCCGAACACAUGGCACGAAAGAUGCUGUGGGUUGGCGUGAUAUCGUCGGCAUUCACGAAGAAGAGAAGGAAGUAAAAAAGACGGUCAAUGGAAAGGAGGUCACCGAGAAGAAGAUCUGGAAGUACUUCCAGCUCAGUGACUACAAGUACCUCAAUUUCCUGGAUGUCCAAGAGCGAGUUUCGGAGCUUGCACGAGGUCUUCUUCACCAUCAAAUCACGAAGGAAGACAUAUUCAAUAUCUAUGCUCAGACGAGCGUAAACUGGCAGCUUAUGUCUCAUGCAUGCACAGCAAUUGCAACUCCUGUAGCCACUGCCUACGAUACCCUUGGCGAAUCUGGACUCACACAUUCAUUGAACGAGCCAAAUUGCGUUGGUGUUUUCACUAAUGCCGACCUCCUGACGACCCUGAAGAAUGUGCUUCCGAAUACCCCGUCGGUCAGGCUCAUAGUCUAUGAUGGUGAUGCCAAGUCAUCACUUCUAGAUGAUAUCCGCAACAUCAGGGAAAACGUAGUCAUUCUCUCCAUUGAUGAACUGCGUGAGAUUGGUGCAAAGCAAUCCAAGGAGGGUCUGAAGGAGCGAAGGCCAUCUAGAGACGAUGUGGCUCUGAUCAUGUAUACCAGCGGCACUACUGGUGCCCCUAAGGGUGUGGUACUUACUCAUGGCAACGUCAUUGCCUCUGUCGGUGCUGUCUACACGCUUCUUGGUCACCACCUCGGUAACGAUGACAGUUUCCUGGCAUACCUCCCGCUCGCCCAUAUUCUUGAAUACAUCGUGGAGCUUAUCUUAUUUUUUGUCGGUAUGAAGACAGGCUACGGCCGCGUGAAGACCCUCACAGAUGCAUCCGUACGGCAAUGCAAGGGUGACAUUGUCACUUUUCGCCCCAGCAUCAUGGUUGGCGUGCCCGCCGUGUGGGAACAGAUCCGUAAGGGGAUUACCACUAAGGUUAACGCUAGCGGCAGCUUGAAGAAGGCCAUCUUCAAUGGGGCGAUGGCGGCCAAGAAGGCUGAUGUUCCUGGCCUUAGCCAGCUGGCAGAUGCUGCUGUGCUCAAUAACAUCAAGCAAGCCACCGGAGGACGACUCCGUCUCGCAUUGAGUGGUGGCGCUGCUCUUAGCAAAGAAACUCAAGAGUUCUUGUCCGUUGCACUCGUCACUAUGCUCCAAGGUUAUGGUAUGACUGAGUCUUGCGGGAUGUGCGCCAUCUUACCCCCCGAGCUCAUGCAAUAUCGCUCCGUUGGACUGCCUGUUCCUUCAGCUGAAAUAAAGCUCCGGGAUGUCCCUGAAGCGGGCUACAAGUCGACUAACAACCCUCCCCAGGGAGAAGUUUGUAUUAGGGGCCCGUCGGUCACCAAAGGAUACUACAAGCGGGACGACCUCAACAACGACGAGUCUAUCUUCACUAAGGAUGGCUGGCUUAGGACUGGUGAUGUCGGUCAAUGGAAUGCUGAUGGGACUCUUUCUUUGAUCGACAGGAUUAAGAAUCUCAUCAAGCUGCAGGGUGGCGAGUACAUAGCCCUUGAACAACUCGAAUCGACGUAUAAGUCAUGCUACCUUGUGGCGAACAUUUGUGUAUACGCAGAUGCUGAAGCCAAACAACCCGUUGGUAUUAUCAUCCCCCAUGAAGCCAAUCUGCGCCAGGCUCUCGAAGCCAAGUCCAUCCCCACAGAUGCGAACGCUCAGUUAUCGGAUUUGUGCGCCAACAAGGCGGUGCAAGAUCUCAUCCUCAAGGAGUGCAAUGCCAUCGGGAAAAAGAACAGCUUCAAACAGAUGGAGAUUCUAGAAGCUGUUAUUCUGACGGCAGAGGAGUGGACGCCCGAAAGUGGCCUCGUUACCGCGGCACAGAAGGUGCAACGCUCCAAGGUUGCGAAGAAAUUCGAGAAGGAGAUUAAGGCAGCAUAUGCUGUCCAAUGAUUUCAUGUAAUUUGGUUGACUAACCAUUUGUGUUUUUACUUCUCGAUUUACUUCAGUCUUUGACAAUUUCACCUAUUGUACAGUUUGUAUGUUUUAGUCGGAUUUUUAGUAUGAUAAAUGUGAUAGAGUACACAGUUUGUUGUUGCUUCUACGGUUUUUGAUGAGCGGGAGUGGGUGCUAUGUAUAGUACUAGUGUGAGUGGCAUCUGACUGCGGUUUCUCUGCAAUUGGGUUUUGUAUGGUCAGACUAGAGGAU